UAGUUAUCAUGGAUCCAAGGUAAGGAAUAAUUUUAAAGUGGGUCAUUCAUACCGUAUGACUAGAGCUCUUCAUUUCCCUGUUUUUCAACAUUUAUCACUACCUUUACCUUGUUUCCUUUUCACUCUUUUAGCUCCAACAACAAACAAAACCUAUCUUUCUCCUUUCGUUCACCAAAAUGGCACUCAGCAAUAAUGUUAUCGGAGCGAUCAACUUCGCUGCAAUGCUUCUCUCAAUACCGAUCAUCGGUGCUGGGAUCUGGCUGGCAAUGGAGCCAGACAACUCCUGUGUAAGGAUUCUACAAUGGCCGGUCAUUAUUUUGGGAAUAUUGGUUUUAGUUGUAGCUUUAGCAGGUUUUAUUGGAGGGUUUUGGAGAAUCCCAUGGCUACUCAUAUUUUAUCUCAUUGCUAUGCUCAUCCUUAUAAUAUUAGUUGCCAGCUUAGUAGUGUUCAUCUAUAUGGUGACCGUCAGAGGUUCAGGUGAGGUUGAACCGAGCAGAGCCUACUUGGAGUACAAGCUUGAUGAUUUUUCAGGAUGGCUUCGUCGCAGGGUUCAAAGUCCAUAUAAAUGGGAUCCAAUUAGAAGCUGCCUUAGCUCCACCAAUAUGUGUGCCGAGUUGAACCAGAGUUAUCGCAUGGCUCAAGAUUUCUUUAGUGCUCAUAUUACCCCAUUACAGUCAGGAUGUUGUAAGCCUCCAACUAAGUGUGGGUAUACAUUUGUGAACCCAACUUAUUGGAUAAGUCCAAUCGACAAUGCUGCGGACAUGGACUGUCUGAAUUGGAACAAUGACCAAAAUCAGCUGUGCUACAACUGCAAUUCCUGCAAGGCCGGAUUGUUAGCAAAUCUUAAAAAGGAGUGGAGAAAGGCGGAUAUCAUAUUGCUGAUUACUCUUGUUGCCUUGAUAUGCGUCUAUUUGAUUGGUUGCUGCGCCUUCAGGAAUGCUAAAACUGAAGACAUUUUUCGCAAAUACAAGCAAGGUUAUACUUAAUCCACAAACAAGAUUGCAGUCUGCUUUUAUGCUCAUAACAUGUUAGGAUUCUCCUGUUUUCAUUACUAGAACCCACUUUUUCUUCU
Messenger RNA from Mercurialis annua (annual mercury), 1072 nucleotides. Its product is annotated as protein TORNADO 2. Gene Ontology annotation, biological process: auxin-activated signaling pathway. The coding region runs from base 177 to 986 and encodes 269 amino acids. Gene Ontology annotation, cellular component: plasma membrane; plasmodesma. The transcript has 2 exons. The record is from RefSeq and is a predicted model, not a curated record. Lineage: Eukaryota; Viridiplantae; Streptophyta; Magnoliopsida; Malpighiales; Euphorbiaceae.